Molecule: messenger RNA, 4150 nt
Organism: Geodia barretti
Lineage: Eukaryota; Metazoa; Porifera; Demospongiae; Tetractinellida; Geodiidae
Source: the annotation of a GenBank genome assembly
UGCACAGUCCGUAGUACUUAUACCAUCAUUAUCCCGAUCAUAUGUUGAGAAUUUCAAAUUUUUGUGUCUGCCUAGCCCGGCUCCAGCAGUAUUACUAAAAGAGUAAGCAUUGGUUUUAAUCCUGCUGCUUGAUCGGUCAUUAUCAAGUUCAUAAAUGUCAUCUUGUAAUCUUCAUCUUCGCUGUCCACAUUGAGUUGGUGUACACCGCAUACUCAAUAUAGGUGAAAGAGAUAUUUACAUGUGUUUUGUUUCUGAAGGAGAUAUAAAGAUCAUAAGUGCCAGAUUGUGUUAUUUCAUGAAUUUUAUCCAAUCCCAUCCAGUAGUUUCCGAAGUAAUCCCCGAAUCCAUCCUCAUAAGUCCUGCCAGCUCUUAUCCUCGAAUGCGACACUGUCGUCGACACGUCGUUGAAUCACUAUCCAACCUUCGCCCGUCUCCCGCAUACACAUGUCGCAAGAAUACCGUUAACUCGUUGACUCCCCCAGGCCUUAUGCGGUACACAACCGCUGUGACCGAAGUCCGCCGCGUAGGCACUGCCAAUUUCGGCGCAGGUUUGCUAAUAGAUAGGAGUCACGACUUCUCGAGUUGCUGGUGUGACCCAUAGUCUAUUCUCAGUCUCUGUACAGCCCAAAUCCGAAGCUGACACGGAGAGGACUCCGCUUGGCUAGUGCGUCGCAGCGGUACAGGGCUAGCGAAGAUCGCGCACAGCCACCGACGAAGGCAACAAAACUGCACCGGUCAUUGCCUUCUUUUCGCUCGGAGGAGAAGGGAAAGUGCCGCCGAGUGAGUUUUGUUGCCUUUUAUACACGCGCGCGCGGCGCAUAUCUAACCGGGUCGCACACGUACAGUAUGCGCGCGCAUGCUCAGAGCUCAUAGAGGAGGCCGCUGGGAACGACCCAUGGCUGAUCUAUGACACGUAGCUAGCCAUAGACGGACCGAUACAAUGGAGAGGACGACGACGGAAUCCGUGUCUUCUGUUAGGGACGUUGAGCAAGCCUCAGAAGCUGCUGGAACAUCUUACGGCUGAGGAGGAGAAAGUGAGUAAGGAGCUAGAGCAGCUGCUAGAAGAGCAGUCCCAGUUAGACUUGAGGAUGGCGCUAUUCCAGCAUAUGCUACCCACACUGAAGACACGGAUAGGAAGCUGGUGUCUGCACGGGUCAUUGUCGUGCUAGUCAGAUAGCAGAUUCUGUCACUGUAAAGUCCGUUGUUUUGGACCAGGCCAAGAGUCGAGUGUAUGACUGCAUGAAGAGAGUUGAUGAUGUUAUGACCUAAAGAGCUGUGUGGACGGUGUGAGUAUGCCAUGACUACUGGAGAUUAUGAGAAGGCAGCUGCCCAUAUCCACCGCUACUUGGCCCUUGACGAAAACAUCUUACUUGAAACAACUGCUGACUCAGUAAAAGCAGGGGAGGUACAGUGAGCAGCUCUUUCUCCCUCCUGAGAGAGGCUUGAGGCAAAACUCAAGGAGGUCGUGAGAACUAGCAUGGCUGAUGCCAUGGCAAGCAGACCACCCUAGGUUGAAAAGGUUCUUCAAGAUAUUCCUGAUCAACCUACAAAAAGAAGGCUUGCACCUGUUAUCGUCCCACCUGCGAAGACCGAUCAGAGAGACAAGCAGAGUCCAGUCUGGAGAGGGAUGCCCAACCCUAGAGGACAGGGCGGUGUGGUGUAUGCCGACACCCUUACUCUUCUCAUACGAGCCCUUGCUCGCUGCCUGGGUAUGAACACCUCCCAUGCAGAAGGCUACUGCGACCACACAAGUAAGGCGACAGAGAACGAGAAAUGUACCAAGCCGAGUCUCAGUUCGACUGUCUCAAAUUGCUUCAAACUCUCGCUCUGCCAAUGUUGCCAUCAGGUAUUAUGUUGUUAAUUGUGGUUUUGCCAGGCCCCGCCUUCCUCCAGACCCGCAGUCCAAGACGGACCUCUUCCUAACUGAACUCAGCUGUGCGCACUCGACAAAGCUAUACUUCAGGUUAACCCACACACCACACCCCUCUCAGCCGGGGAUCAUGGACUGACAGCAGUGAAGGUAAGUGUUGGUGUAUACUUGUAGGUGUGCACACAUUGUGUUUCAGUGAAAGGAGAGAGAAGUCUGUGAGGAGUGCUGCGGACCUGCCGCACCAGCCAACUGGAGCAGGAGAGAUGAGCAGUACAUUCGAUAGAGGACUACUCAGAGGGAGAGUCUCUGCAGGUCAGUUGCUAUGGACACCUGUAAUCCCGAUGGCUGCACAUCAAGGAGGGCUGAUGAGAUGUUCUUUGUUCUUCAGAAGUGCAGCACGGAGCGCCUUCUCAGUGUGCACUGUUGACGGAGCCUGUGCCGUACUCACAAUGCCAGCUCACUUCUGUUGACAGAAUUCAGGAACCAGCUACAGCUCCGACUUCAGCUCGACCCCACCACAUCCACCACUCUGUAGACCUGACGGGGAUGCUGCAGGGGAAAUCUCGUGCUAUCAGAACGCAGGGAGAAUGAAGUGGGAGCGCUGGCUCCUACAUGUGGCUCUGCAUGACGUGGAAGUCAGCAUGAACAACAUCCAAAAGUGGACGGGCGAGCUUCAGGCCGAGGAGCCAAAGCUGCGGGCAUCUGCACGGAUCGGACCAAGGGAAAAUCAGACAGCUGUACCUGGCCGACGUUUCGCAGUGUCCACCACAAGUUCCAGGAACUAAGACAGACAGGAGUUGGCUGUGGUGAGGAGUGUUCUAGUGCCUGCUCUGGAGCCAGCCAUCAGCGCCCAUUCUCUCACUUCAGCACAGUCUGUCAGAGGAAGAUUUCAUUGUGACUAUGAUGACUGAUCCAUUUGUGCAGCAACUGCUGAUAGCGAUUGAGAGUGCCCUAUCAGUUAUCAAGGUAAAACGAUUCCAGCUGUGUUCGAACAGUCUUCUCUGAGUUAACUACUGAACUCGCUGUCCUUCUGGAGGCAGCAGAAUACUGAGCUGUCAAUUCAACAGUUGGGUGGAGUUCAGCUGGACAAAGAUCUGCGCUCAUUCACCAGUUACCUGUCCUCCCUCACCAGUGGCCUGUAAGAGACAGGUUUACCCGUCUCAUGCAGAUAGCAACACUCCUGACUUUGGAGACAGUAAACGAGUUGUUUGACUACUGGGGAGGAAGCAUGUUGUGGAGGACUGACUCCCACCGAGGUCCGUCGUGUCCUCAUCUCAGUUAGUCUAUGGACUGGUGUGCCGUUAAUUCUCCAACUAUAAUGUAGGACUGAGUUCAGAACUGAAGAUGUAGAGAGAAUCAAAUUACAAUGACACCCACACACAAUGUCAAAUACCACUGCGCAUGCCGGUGGGCGCAUGCGCGUGCGGCGUCCCGGUCCGGACCCAAUUCUGAUUCUAAGAAUCUGACUCUGGUUGUUGGCGCAUGCGCGCAUGGUUAGCGCACCAGCAAAUGUUACGACACGUGAGUAGAAGAGGGAUAUCAGUCGCCGCACUCUAAGAAUGCCUAUAAGGUUGGAGACACGCUGCCAUCUCUGGAGGUGCAGGAAGGCACACCAGCCACAACUGUGAAUGUGAAGGACUUGUUCGCUAGCAAGAAGGGCAUCCUAUUCGGAGUGCCUGGAGCCUUCACCCCUGGCUGCACGAAGACUCACCUGCCAGGCUAUGUGCAAGACUGGGAGAAGCUGAAGGCCAAGGGAGUUGAGGUAGUGGCCUGUGUGUCUGUCAAUGAUGUGUUUGUCAUGGCGGCUUGGGAGAGGCACGUGGUGCUGAUGGCAAAGGUCAGGAUGUUGGCUGAUCACAACGGAGCCUACACAAAGGCACUUGACUUGGAGUUUGAUGCAGUAGGUGCUCUGGGUCUGUACGCUGCAAACGGUUCUCUGCAGUGGUGGAGGACAGUGUCGUCAAAGUCAUCAACGUGGAGCCAGAUGGUGCAGGCUUGACCUGUUCACUGUCAAAUGCACUAUUUGACCAACUUUGAACACUGGCAGGAGGACAAAUCAUUGCUCUAAUGAAAAGCACUAAAGUGCAAACCCUCGGCGAAGUAGCUCGCAGAGAAUCUGACAGGGGCUAGCUAUAGUAGUAGAUAGCAUGCGAGAGUCGAUACACGCCAUUCGUUGUGACUUCUUGUGCCUUCAAGAUAGACAGAGCAAGCGGACCCGGUCAAGGUACCUGUGCUAAAUAUAAGCGCAUGCGCAUUUUCCGCAGCGACAAAAAUGGCCGA